Schistosoma margrebowiei is the source of this 1746-nucleotide messenger RNA. NCBI's taxonomy places the organism in Eukaryota, Metazoa, Platyhelminthes, Trematoda, Strigeidida, Schistosomatidae. The record is from the annotation of a GenBank genome assembly.
AUGUUGAUCUUAAGAUUCAUUUUUUUGUCUUUGCCUUUCUGUUUAUUGAUAUGUAAGGCUGAUGAUGCUGCUACAGCACCUGAAGUCGAAAACAAGAAACCGUCAUUCAAAAAUCCAAAUAUCCCUAAAAAUGCUUACCUCGCACUGUUCUUUAACUCACCAUCAGAUAUUACUGAGAAACUCGUAGUCUCCCAGGCACGCAAAGAUGGUAUAGAUGACUCGAUUGCGAAGUAUGAUGGUGUUUGGUCUGUUGAAGUGCCAUAUACCAGUGCGAUAGAAAAUGAUCAUGCACUGGUUCUCAAAUCCAAGGCCAAACAUCAUGCUGUUUCGACAAAACUGUUCAGGCCAAUAAAGUUUGACACCAACGAGCUUGUUAUCCAGUAUGAUGUCAAGUUCCAAGAUGGGAUCGAUUGUGGUGGCGCCUACAUAAAGUUGUUGAGUGCUUCACCAAAUUUGGACCUGAAACAAUUUAACGACAAAACUCCGUAUACAAUUAUGUUCGGUCCUGACAAAUGUGGACUAGAAAACAAAUUCCACUUUAUUUUCCGGCACAAAAAUCCCAAGACUGGUGUGUAUGAGGAAAAGCACGCUAAAAAGGUUGUUCCAGAACUGGAGUCAUACUUUUCAGACAAGAAGACACAUCUUUACACAUUAGUUUUACGUUCGGAUAACUCAUUUGAGCGGUACAUCGACCAGAUUAAGGUUCAAAGUGGCAGUCUACUUGACGAUUUUGAUCCUCCAGUUAAUCCUCCCAAAGAAAUUGAUGAUCCUGACGAUAAAAAACCAAGUGAUUGGGACGAAAGAGAAAAGAUUGUCGAUACAAAUGCCAAGAAGCCGGAUGACUGGGAUGAAGAUGCUCCCGCAACUAUCGAAGAUGAAAGUGCCGUGAAACCAUCCGGGUGGCUUGAUGAUGAACCAGAGAUGAUUCCAGAUCCUUCUGCAGUACCUCCAAAAGACUGGGAUCGUGAAAUGGACGGUGAGUGGGUUGCACCACAAAUAAAUAAUCCUAAAUGCGCUAGUGCACCUGGGUGCGGUAAAUGGCAACGACCAAUUAUACCAAAUCCAAAAUACAAGGGCAAAUGGUCUGCUCCAAUGAUUCCUAAUCCAAAUUAUAAGGGUAUUUGGACACCAAGGAAAAUUCCAAACCCUCACUAUUUUGAAGAAAAGAAUCCAUUCAAGAGCUUAGCUGAAGUGAACGCGAUAGGUCUAGAAUUAUGGUCAAUGACUGACGGCAUUACUUUUGACAACUUUCUGAUUGUUGAUUCAAAGCGCGCGGCUGAUGAAUUUGCUCAAGAAACAUGGACAAUCAAAAAGGAAGCUGAAAGAUUAGCCGAUCCGAAAGCACAAAGUGUUGUGGAUGCUAUACGAGAGACCUAUAAUGAGAAACCUUGGCUCAUCUUUGUAGUUGGCCUUGUUUGUACAUUACCCAUUCUUUUAUGCUGUAUCUACAUGUGCCGGUCACCAUCCAAACAACAUGAUAUUGGUAUGCGCAAGAAGACGGAUAUGUCCACGCCAGAUGACUCUCAUGUACAUGUUGGUGAAAGAAAUGCAGAAACCGAAGAAUUAGAAGAAUCUGGCGAAGAAGAUAUUGUCCAAGUUUCUAAAGGCUCCGGUGAUGAAUCAGCCGCAAAUAAAACAGGGAGCAGCAGAGAUAACUCCGGAGAGGAAACUCCUGAUGAAUCUGGAGAAACCGAGAAAGCGGCUGCAAAACAGUCUAUUAGAAAACGACGUUCACGAAAGGAAUAA